AUGGACAGAUAUGACAAUCCGGCUCCCGCUUCGUUCUCGAAGCGGCUUAUAUUAUCAUAUGCCUUUGACUGGUUGGUUUUGGUCGUCGUCAUCAUCGCGGCGGUACUUCUCGGGCGCUUGUCUCCCACAAAGAGACCAUUCUCACUUGAGGACCAAAGUCUAACGUUUCCUCGAUCAGACGAGACUGUUCCGAUCUGGCUGGCCAUGGUCCUCUGCGUACUUGUUCCUCUCGUCGUCAUUUUCCUCUUCGUCCUCCUGCUCGUCCCUGGCGCAAACAGCUUCUCGAAGCCAACGAGCCGAUCGUCCAUAAUCAGACGAAAGCUAUGGGAGAUUCAUGUCGGGUGGCUUGGCCUCGGAUUAUCUGUCAUAAUUGCAUUCUUCAUCACCGAAACCGCCAAGGGCCUGCUCGGAAAACCCCGACCCUACAUGCUGUCAGUCUGCGACCCUGAUCUAGCAAACGCGGCGGAUCAUCUUGUCGGAAGCGGAAAGCUAUAUGCGGCAAGCAUCUGCCGACAAACCGACACCAAGCUACUGAAUGAGGCCUUUCGCAGUUUCCCAAGUGGCCAUUCGUCGUGUAGCGCCGCUGGGCUUACCUACCUGUCGCUGUUUCUGGCCAGCAAACUGAGGAUCACGACUCCCUUUUUCCCACGGUCCGGAUCGCCGUACUCUGCCGGGUUGCUCGACUCUUGGGUAGCCAAAAAGGACCAUGACGGGUCAGAGUACGACUCACACACGCGGACAAUCACCUCUCGACCUCGACUUUCUCGUACACAGGCCGCAGCCCCUCCGAUUUACCUCCUAGCCCUGUGCCUCGUACCCAUAUUCCUCGCCAUAUUUAUUGCCGCUUCUCGGUGGUUCAACUUCAUGCAUCACGGCUUCGAUGUCAUUGUGAGUUUCCUUGUUGGAUUGCUCACCGCCUUCUUGGGUUUUAGUUAUUACCACACUCCCAUCAGUGUGGGCAGUGGCUGGGCUUGGGGCCCUCGUGAGAAGCAUCACGCUUUCUGGGCAGGUGUCGGAGGUGAUUUGCCUGUAGAAGAGCAGGCGAGGAGGAUUGGGGACAGCCGGGGAGAGGACGUGGAGCUUGGGGCAUAUGCUGGGAACCACAGAGCGAACUACUAG
Messenger RNA from Clonostachys rhizophaga, 1119 nucleotides. NCBI's taxonomy places the organism in Eukaryota, Fungi, Ascomycota, Sordariomycetes, Hypocreales, Bionectriaceae. The record is from the annotation of a GenBank genome assembly.